Molecule: messenger RNA, 1062 nt
Organism: Triticum turgidum subsp. durum (durum wheat)
Lineage: Eukaryota; Viridiplantae; Streptophyta; Magnoliopsida; Poales; Poaceae
Source: the annotation of a GenBank genome assembly
AUGAAAUACAUAUGGCGUCUCGCCUAUGACCCAGAGAUCCGCGAGGCAGGUGACAAUUUGUUUGUAAUCCAAUUGUUCUGCGUGGGAGACUGGAAUAGGGUGAUGCAUCAAGGGCUAUGGAUCUUCAGGGGACUCAUGGUGAUCAUAGAAGAGUACGAUGGUAAGGGGAAGCCUGAGGCGGUCGUUCUUGAUCGCGUGUAUGUCUGGGCGCAGAUUCAUGACACACCAGAACUGUAUCGCAAAGAACCGAUCAUGGAUCAAUUAGCACGGAGAAUCGGUCAAGUAAAGAGUGUGGAGAUGAACCCUACCAGAGUUUUUGAGGGGAACUAUGUCAGGGUACGAGCAAAGAUCAAUGUAGCACAGCCAUUGGUUAGGUUUACACCACUGAAUAUCAAGGGUGAAGAGAGGCUAUUGUUACCAGUGAAAUAUGAAAAGAUUGCUUUCUUUUGUGAAGUCUGCGGUGUUAUGGGCCACAUCCUUGAAGAGUGUGGUAAUGGUAUCCACAAUCCUGAUGAGAUUGAAUAUGGUGAAUGGAUGUUAGCCAAGAGAAGGAGUCUCCCCUCGACCCAGUUUAAUCAGACUGGCCGAGGCAACUUCAGCUAUACUAGUGACAACAGGGGUGCACCUGGACGCCGAGGCAGAGGCCGCGGUGGACACGGCAACGCUGAUGGAGGCCGGGGUAACGGCGAUGGAGCCAAGAAGCGAUCAUCACAGGAAGCGGGCUUGCAAGAGGACGUGGACCUGAAUGACACAGCGGAAAGCCCACUCAAGACAGACGUCGUGGAGAAGGAUGCCGAUCAGACCGAACCUACUGCUAAGAAGAAGCUUGACCUUUCUGAUGAUGCUCUUGGGGUUUCAGUCGAGAAUACUGCAGAACGUCACGCCCAGAAUCCUGCUGUACAUGUUCAGCCGAAGGAGAUAAUACUGGUUCCACCCCCUCCCCCAGGAUACCAAAACCCACGUGAUAGGAAGAAGCCAAAGAAGGGGUCGUCACCCAACAAAUCGACGAACAAAAUGAGCGAACAGGUGGGCUCCUUGGAGGAGCGCCGCCGCGCUCAAUGA